CUCCUCACUUCUCUCCUCUCCUGCUCCUGAGAAGACAGACCGACAAGCACCUCCACCUCUUCUACUCCAUCAUGACAACCAUGAUGUUCUCCUCCUCCCGGAGCUCGAUGGGCGGCGGCCUUGGGCGGGCCUCUUUUGGCUCCGGCAGAGGCAUGAGCUCGUUCAGCGUGGCCGGAGGGGCGGGUGGCGGCGGCAUUAGGGUCUCCCAGGCCAGCCGGAGCUUCUCCUCCGGCGGUGGAGGAUUCGGCUUCGGUGGGGGAGCAGGUGCAGGUUUUGGUGGAGGUGCAGGAUUUGGGGGAGGUUCAGGAUUCGGUGGAGGUGCAGGUUUCGGGGGCGGUUCAGGAUUCGGUGGAGGUGCAGGAUUCGGGGGCGGUGGAGCUGGGAUGGAUGACAGUCUCAUUGGCAACGAGAAGUUCACCAUGCAGAACCUGAACGACCGUCUCGCCUCCUACCUGGCCAAGGUGGCGGCUCUGGAGAAGGCCAACGCCGAGCUGGAGCUGAAGAUCCGGCAGUUCGCAGAGACCAAGAUCGGCCCGUCCGCCCGGGACUUCAGCGCCUUCUUCAUCACCAUCGCAGAGCUACAGGGCAAGAUCCAGGACGCCAUCAUCGCCAAAGGCACCAUCAUGCUGAGCAUCGACAACGCCAGACUGGCUCAGGACGACUUCAGGAUCAAGUUUGAGAACGAGCUGUCCAUGCGUCAGUCGGUGGAGGCUGACAUUGCUGGGCUGAAGAUGCUGCUGGGGGAGGUGGGCAUGGCCAAGACCGACCUGAGCAUGCAGAUCGAGGGGCUGAAGGAUGAGCUGGUGUCCAUGAAGAAGAACCACGAGGAGGACUUGGUGUCCAUGCGUGGCCAGGUGUCCGGCCAGGUGAAUGUGGAGGUAGACGCUGCUCCUCAGGAAGACCUCACAAAGGUCAUGGAGGAGAUCAGAGAACAUUACGAGACUGUCGCCGCCAAAAACCGCAAAGAGCUGGAAGGCUGGUUCCAGGCUAAGUCGGAGACCCUCUCAAAGGAGGUGGCGACUGCAGAGAUGACACUGAAGACGACGGGCACGGAGGUGAAGGAGGUGAAGAGUCAGCUGCAGGCUCUGGAGAUCGAGCUCCAGUCUCAGCUCAGCAUGAAAGCCUCUCUUGAAGCCUCACUGGCCGACGUCCAGGGUCGCUUCGCCAUGCAGAUGAGCAGCUACCAGAUGCAGGUGACGUCCCUGGAGGAGCAGCUGGUGCAGCUGAGGGCCGACCUGGAGCGUCAGGGACAAGAGUACCAGAUGCUGCUGGACGUCAAGACCAGGCUGGAGAUGGAGAUCGCCGAGUACAGGAGGCUGAUGGACGGGCAGGCGUCAGCUCUGUCCUCCUCCUCCUCCUCUUCUGCUAAUUCUUCUACAGUCACAACCGUGACCACCAAAACACUCAUCAAAAAGAUCGUUGAGGACACGGAGAGCAUCUGAGACCAGUCCAAGGCUGUCCAACCGGGGGCGGAGUCAGACCUCACCCUAUCCCGUUCCUGCUUGUGGGAGUGGAGAACCCCUCCACCUGGAGAGGAGCGCUCCAUCUUCAUCUUUUCACUCGCUUCCUGCAGAAAAUCAAACUGCUGUCGACUAAAAGGUGGUGGAUUUCUGCUGGAAAACUUCUGCCUGUCUUCAUGAAAUAAAACGAAAGCUAAACUCA
Molecule: messenger RNA, 1662 nt
Organism: Melanotaenia boesemani (Boeseman's rainbowfish)
Lineage: Eukaryota; Metazoa; Chordata; Actinopteri; Atheriniformes; Melanotaeniidae
Product: keratin, type I cytoskeletal 13-like
Exons: 8
Coding region: 72-1442 (456 amino acids)
Molecular function (GO): structural molecule activity
Source: RefSeq, a predicted model, not a curated record